AUGGCCAUAUAUUACACAUGCAAAGUCUGUGACACCAGGAACGUGAGUAGUGUUAAUGCAGCAUAAUUAUAAUAGAGAUGAUAGCAUACUAGGACGGAACUAAUUAAAAAUAUUCAGGGGCCGAAACACUUCUCUAAAGUCUCAUAUGAGGAAGGAGUAGUACUGGUGCAAUGUGAGAGCUGCCAGAAUCAUCACAUAAUCGCUGAUAAUCUCGGCUGGUUCUCGGAUCUGGAGGGACUCAAAAAUAUCGAGGAAAUAAUGGAUCGUAAAGGAGAAAGGGUUCAAAAGUUAUCCACAAAAGAUCUUGUCUCCGAGUUUAUUGUUAAUAAAACUUAA
Bursaphelenchus xylophilus (pine wood nematode) is the source of this 336-nucleotide messenger RNA. The record is from the annotation of a GenBank genome assembly. Lineage: Eukaryota; Metazoa; Nematoda; Chromadorea; Rhabditida; Aphelenchoididae.